Lolium perenne is the source of this 1825-nucleotide messenger RNA. RefSeq lists its product as uncharacterized. NCBI's taxonomy places the organism in Eukaryota, Viridiplantae, Streptophyta, Magnoliopsida, Poales, Poaceae. The record is from RefSeq and is a predicted model, not a curated record.
GCCUGCGUCGUCGAUCCCCGAAGGGAUUCGCGCCGCCGCUCGCCGCCCCUGGGCGGGGAUAAGCCUCCACGACGCCCUGCCCUCUCCCCUCACUCACCUUCCCUUCCUCGCUCACUCGCGGAGCUCUCCUGAAACCCUAGCACGGCCGCCGUUCAGCACCGCCGCUGCCGGCCGCCCGAAGCUCCGGCGAGCAUCCUGGAGUCUUUGCCUUGUCAGGUGCUACCUCCACACCGAAGGAAUCGACGCGGGUGGCCAGGAAUCGACGCCGCCGUCCGCGUCUUCCUGAACGUCGGCUGGCCGUGUCAUCGCUAUCUGACCUCUCCGGCCACUCCAUGGCGUUCAUGAAACGCCAAGUUUUGUCCUCUCUGCCUCCCCUUCCUGAAGGUGGGGAGGUUGAUGAACGUACCGUCGUUACUGACGACGCGAAGGGUACUUCUCGCCCUAAGAGCGAAGUCAUAGGAUCCCAAAAAUCCGCGGCUUCCUCUGAAAGAGAGACUGAAUCCGACGCUUCCGAGUCGGUGCACUCUCUCCCUUCCGCUGCUUCCCCAAGGAAUAGGAGAAAGAGGGGUGAUGUCGAGGACUCCGGCACCUCCAAACCCGGUGGAUCACCUGCCGAAGAAACUGCUCCCGAGGAGGAGGAAGCCUUCAAUCCUUACGAGGAAGCCCUCGUUAGCUCUGACGAAGAAGAAGAACCUGAUGCCAAUGUGACUGCUCCCACGAGCACGUCGCAAACUUUGGUUCUUUCGGAAACUCGUCGCGCAGCGAAGGGAACUUCGCCUCCUCAACAAGAUCUGGAAAUGUCGACUCCUGCCACCAGCCCCCGAGCCCCCACGCCAAAGAGAGCGAGGAUUGAACUUGGCAAAGAACCGGGCCUCUUGGCCGGGAGCUCGACUCCUCCUCAUUUGGAUGACCCUCUGAUGAGGGAAUUCAUUCGCCUUGGUACUCAAUUCAUUGGGUACCGCGAUACUGUAGAUAAUUUGAAAGAGGCUCUUGCCAAAGCUAACAAGUGAGCCGAUGACUUCGCCAGCAAGCUUGAACAGAGUGAGAAAGCUCGCGAGAAGGUUGAUACGUCUCAAACGUAUCUAUAAUUUCUUAUGUUCCAUGCUAGUUUUAUGACAAUACUCACAUGUUUAAUAUACACUUUAUAUCAUUUAUACGCUUUUUCCGGCACUAACCUAUUAACAAGAUGCCAAAGAGCCAGUUCAUGUUUUGUGCUGUUUUUGGUUUCAUAAAUCCUACACAGGAAAUAUUCUCGGAAUUGGACGAAACGAAAGCCCAGGGUCUUAUUUUUCCACGGAGCUUCCAGAAGACCGAAGAGGAUACGAAGUGGGGCCACGGGGCGUCCUCACCAUAGGGCGGCGCGGCCAAGGAGGGGCCUGCGCCGGCCUAUGGGGUGGGGCCCCCGUGCCCCCCGACUCUGCCCUUCCGCCUACUUAUACUCUCUGUCGAGAAAACCCUAUUACCGAGAGCCAUGAUACGAGAAAACAUACUGAGACGCCGCCGCCGCCAAUCCCAUCUCGGGGGAUUCAGGAGAUCACCUCCGGCACCCUGCCGGAGAGGGGAAUCAUCACCCGGAGGACUCUACAUCACCAUGAUCGCCUCCGGACUGAUGUGUGAGUAGUUCAUCCUUGGACUAUGGGUCCAUAGCAGUAGCUACAUGGUUGUCUUCUCCUCAUGUGCUAUCAUGUUUAGAUCUUGUGAGCUGUCUAUCAUGAUCAAGAUCGUCUAUUUGUAAUGCUACAUGUUGUGUUUGUUGGGAUCCGAUGAAUAUGGAAUACUAUGUCAAGUAGAUUAUUGAUCUAUCAUAUAUGUGUUUUUUAUGAUC